Messenger RNA from Salvia hispanica, 625 nucleotides. Its product is annotated as large ribosomal subunit protein uL29-like. The record is from RefSeq and is a predicted model, not a curated record. Lineage: Eukaryota; Viridiplantae; Streptophyta; Magnoliopsida; Lamiales; Lamiaceae. Gene Ontology annotation, molecular function: structural constituent of ribosome; mRNA binding. Gene Ontology annotation, biological process: translation; maturation of LSU-rRNA from tricistronic rRNA transcript (SSU-rRNA, 5.8S rRNA, LSU-rRNA). Gene Ontology annotation, cellular component: cytosolic large ribosomal subunit; ribosome.
CGUAUCAGUAGUUAGCAAUAUACAAGCCCAAUUACUACAAAUUCAAAAAUAACCCUAAGCCCAAAAUCCUACAUAUAUACACUGGGGUUUUUUUUUCGAUUUAGCAGUUUUCUCCUCGCCCGCCACCCCCAAUCCCUCGAGAAACGAAGGCGAAAUGGCGAGAAUUAAGGUGCAUGAGUUGAGGGAGAAGAACAAGGUGGAUCUGCUGGCGCAGCUAAAGGAUUUGAAGGCGGAGCUGGCCCUGCUACGGGUGGCGAAGGUGACUGGCGGUGCCCCUAACAAGCUCUCGAAGAUCAAGGUUGUGAGGCUGUCGAUUGCACAGGUACUCACCGUCAUUUCGCAGAAGCAGAAAUCCGCUCUCAGGGAAGCCUACAAGAACAAGAAGUAUCUGCCUCUCGAUCUCCGCCCUAAGAAGACUCGCGCCAUCCGCCGCCGUUUAACCAAACACCAGGCAUCGUUGAAGACAGAAAAACAGAAAAAGAAAGAGAUGUACUUCCCCCUGAGAAAGUAUGCCAUUAAAGUUUAAACUAACUAGUUUAUGGAAGAUCAUUUUUGUUACUUGUUGGAGUCUUUUUGAUCUGUUAGAAUAUGCGAUUCAGUUAUAUGCAGUUGCUAUUUCUAGACA